AUGUCAGAAAAUUUAACUUUUUUUGUUCCAUAUCAUACUGGAUAUGCUCAUGCUGAAUUAAUUCGUUCAUUUUCAUCAUAUACAGAUGUUCAUCUAUUUAUCUAUAAAUGGAAUCCAGCACGUGAACGUAUAAAAAAAUAUUUUUCUGAUCUUAAACAAAUUCAUAUGUAUGAAUUUAGUAUUGAUAAUAUUAUAUCUCAAUUAAUUAAAGAAAAACAUCGAAAAAUUGUUAUUCUUUUAACAGCAUCAACAAAUUAUUUAUUUGGACAAAUACAAUUACGUUUAUUUCGUUUAAUUCAACAAUAUAUUUCAUCAAUUAUUGAUGUUUAUCCUGUUGGACAUUGUAUGUAUGGAUGUCAAAGUUGUAUUUAUGCUUAUACACAUUGUUUACCAAUUACAUUUACAAAUUAUAUUCAAACAAAAGAUGAAAAAUUAUUAUUAGAAAAAGAUUUUGAAAUUCUUAUUUGUCCAAGUUAUUCAUUUGAAAGUGCACCAUUUAGUCUUUUAUCAAAUUCUGAUAUAAUUGAAUAUAUAUUAACAUUAAAAUAUUCUCAUUUGAUUAAAUUACAUCCAUUAGCAUAUGAAUAUAAGGAUAAUAAUAAUAAUCAUCCAUUUUUAUCUUUAACUGAUUUAGAAAAAAAACAUGUUGAAUUAUUAUUUCAAUCAAAAAAUCUUCUAUUAAAUGAACAAAUAAAUACAUUAAAAUUAAUUGAACAUACACGUAUAAUUAUAUGUGAUUCAAAUUCUUCAAUACCAUUUGAAACACUUUAUUUUCAAGAUAAUAAAUAUAUAUUUGUUUAUGAAACAAUCGAUGAUUAUGAUGAACAAGAUGAUCGAGAAAAAUAUUUUCAUAAAUUUUCAAAUGUUGAACAAUUAAAAUUAUUAUUUGAAAAUUAUUAUAAUCAUCAACUUGAAUGUAAAACAGAAAAUAGUCAUGAGUUUUUUUUAGAAAAAUAUGAUGAACCAAAUGGAAAUGAAAUUGAAAAAUUAGUUCAUAUACGUCAAUGGAUAAUAAUAGAUAAACAAAAUAAUCAAGAAGAAUCUUUUGAUAUAGAUACAAUUAAACAAACAAUUCAUAAUGAAUUUAAAUCAAUCUCAACACCAAUGACUUUAUAUACAUUAGGCGAACUUUCAAUGUCAGAAAUAGAACAAAGUUUUUUUAGUGAUGAAAAUCAAUUAUUUGAUAUUAUGCAAAAUAAUGUUAAUGAACUUUAA
Rotaria sp. Silwood2 is the source of this 1215-nucleotide messenger RNA. Lineage: Eukaryota; Metazoa; Rotifera; Eurotatoria; Philodinida; Philodinidae. The record is from the annotation of a GenBank genome assembly.